Messenger RNA from Scomber scombrus (Atlantic mackerel), 3689 nucleotides. RefSeq names its product cofactor required for Sp1 transcriptional activation, subunit 7 (gene crsp7). Lineage: Eukaryota; Metazoa; Chordata; Actinopteri; Scombriformes; Scombridae. Bases 225 to 2051 code for a protein of 608 amino acids. Gene Ontology annotation, molecular function: transcription coregulator activity. Gene Ontology annotation, cellular component: core mediator complex; mediator complex; nucleus. The transcript is spliced from 3 exons. Gene Ontology annotation, biological process: regulation of transcription by RNA polymerase II; positive regulation of gene expression. The record is from RefSeq and is a predicted model, not a curated record.
ACAGCGCCGAGCAGGCAGCAGCUAGCGGCCACCACAGCUCACAUUCACACACACUUCAUGCUCCAUGUGAGGUAAACUGAGCCGUCUACCUUACAGGAGACACACAGAAAUAUGCUGUACGGACGCCUGAGGAGUCACCACAGCGGCUUCUGAGACACCAUUGUCACCCGGUUUUCAUUUUGGAGGAUUCCUCCCUCCAUCCUCCGGAUCGCACCGAACAGGCGAUGACAACGGCCCCGGCAACCCCGCAGCAGAUGAGGGACCAGCUGCUGCGGGCCGUGGACAGUCAGAGCAAUAUAUGCAAUAUGGUGGUCGUAUUAGAGGUUAUUUCUGGUCUUGAAAAGUAUCCUAUCACCAAAGAAGCACUUGAGGAGACUCGACUAGGAAAACUGAUCAAUGAUGUACGAAAGAAGACCAAGGAUGAAGACCUUGCCAAGCGUGCUAAGAAACUCUUACGAAACUGGCGAAAGCUGAUUGAGCCUGGGCCUGCUGUGGCUCCAAGUGUCCCUGGGUCUACUAAUGGCAGUUCUCAUCCCUGCAGAACUGAAGCCUCCCCACCUGACAUCUCUGUGUCAGGGAAGGGAGUCCCUGAAGUUAAAACCAGAAAUGAUGUCCACAACACAUACUCACCAAAAGCUGAGAAAUCAGGCAGUCGCAAGCGCCGAGCAGAGAACAGAGACAGUGGAGUGCACUUACCAGAAAAAAUCUCCAAGCUGUCUUCAUAUGAUAAUUCUGUUUCACCACCACCCACCAAUGGGAUUGCAGGAAGCCCUGAUACCCUGCCUGACCAGGAGGUCGUCCCGUCCCCUGACAGAUCUCGCAUAGAGCACCUUGACAAUGAUAAAAUCAACAGAAUUCCAGUAAAUGCUGUCAAGCCUCGCCCCAGCUCCCCUGGAGUGGCCAAACUACCUAGCACUUCCUCUUUAAUCAAGGUUGCAGUGAUGCAGCAAGCUAGAAUGGAUGAUGGAGGAGGAGGAGCAACAGGGGGUUAUUAUCAAGCCAAAAGUCCCCGUGGCCUCACUACCAGUCCAAGGAGCACGAAGCAAGACACCGUGACCAAGCGCUCUGCGGCAUACACACCUAAAGGAACAUCUAUCCCAAGCCCAUCCCCUAGAGAUUCUCCCUUGCCUUUGUCCCAAUCUGUGUCCUCCCCAGCUCAGGCAUCGUUUGCUGACAAGCUGCCACACUCUUCUCAUAGGUCUUCAAUGCACUGGGCCAGUUCGUCAGAGGUCUCUUCUCAUUGCCCACCGCAAGACAUAUCUGCAACACUGGAAUCCCCAUCAGUUUCCCCCUCACCCUCUCACCCCCAACACAACUCAGAACUACUUAGGCCGACACCUGAGGUACAGGUUGUGUCGGAUGAUGCAGACGGGACAACAAUCCCCAACUCAGAGCAUAAAAGAAGGAAGUACAGGUCUAGAGACUACUCUGUCAACUUAGAUGGCCAGAAAAUAGAGGACACGACUAAACCAGUACGGUUAAAAGAACGCAGGCUGACAUUUGACCCUGUCACAGGUCAGAUAAAACCCCUGGUACAUAAAGAACCUUCUCAAACAGAGGAAGCCCCCACUCCUGACCCUGCUGAGUCUAGGCAGAGAACUGAAAGCACUGUACAACAGCCCACUGCCACAGCUCCAGCUCCAGGUCCCGGCCCUAACCCUUUUCACCAGACAAACUGGAAGGAGCUGUCCAGAAACGAAAUCAUCCAGUCCUACUUGAACCUUCAGAGCAAUGUGCUCACCUCCUCAGGGGUCCAGGCCCCUAGUGCACACUUUUUCAUGUCCCAGUAUCUGAAAAGGGAAGAACAGGAAACCAAGGAGUCGAGGAAGAUGCAUGUUCUGCAGACGGACAACUUAGUAGGGGAGUUACCGGGCAUGAGCCGGGAGGUGACGGAUGAGGACCUGGACAGGGUACACACAAAGCACUGGCCGGGGGUGAACGGUUGUUAUGACACCAACGGCACCUGGUUUGAUUGGACAGAGUGCAUAUCAUUGGACCCUCACGGGGAUGAAAGCAAAUUGAACAUCCUGCCAUAUAUUUGCCUAGACUGACAGGUUUGGGAAGGCUGAUGUCCUUUUCCACUCCUGUGUUCGUCUCCCCACAGAGACUACAUACUUUGUGAUUUUGUUUGUCCACUGUGAGUUUGGCAAAAGCCAGGCCUGCUAAACUCCCCCCCUGCCCCCCAUGCCUCUUCCUCUUUCUGUGAUAAUCUAUUGAGAUUUUGGUAUAAAAAGAGUAAAGAUUAAAAGAAUAGUUGAGUUUGUGAUACCAAGGGCUGUUUCUGUUUUAUUUUUCAAACUGAAAGCCACAGGAAUGACGAGGCCCUAGUUGCAGAGUGCUGCUACUAACACAGAAGACAAAAAAGAAAGGACAGAAUUAUCCAUGGCAACCAGAAACAAUGUUUCGAUGUGAAUUUUCAAUGUUCUGAAUUGUACCACUAUUUCAGGCUCACUGAUAAUACUGUCCAUAUUUUUUUACCUUUUAGUUUCUAAUGAGGAAUUACAAUCUAGGAUUAAAUUUGAGGGAAGGCUGGGGUUUGGCUGCCUUGUUGGUACCCAGAAAGGUGUUGAUAGAGUUCAUCUAGCACAGGUAGAGCUGAACAUGUCCAGAGUGUGAAAUACUGGAGCAUAUUUGGCAGUUACAAGAAGCUUUAUGUGAGAUAUAAAGAGUAAAUUAUAAAUUUCUUAUCAUGUAUACAUCUAUUUAUUUUGACCAGUUCAUUUAUGGGACGUUCAUCCAAACCAGAUGUUCAAAAACGUAUAGAUCUCCUUCUUCAUUUCUCUUUUCUGCAUCACUGUUGUCAGCCAGAUCUAUAGUAUAAAGGGGGGCAUACAAAUGUUAUUGCAUGGUCUUUCUUUAAGAUCGACCAGUCCAUUCGGUCAUUAACAUUCCAUACUCCACCCUUCACACCCUUUCGCUCUCUCCGUCUCAUCACACAGCUCGCAUGUCCAUGCCAUCUCAACUCAAGAAGAAAUUUAUUCUGGAAUUUUGGUUUCAAAUUGUUCCUUCAACACAGUAGUGUGCUGAUUGGAAAUGUGAGAACAUCUCACCACCCACAAGUUCUCUCUCAAGCCUAAAAUAUCAAAGAAUGUCAAAUUAGGUGGUGCUGAUCAAUAAUUGCAUUUUAGAGACAAAAACAAGGAAAUGUUUAAAUGCUGGAAUUCACUUUGUCUCCAUUCCUUUAAAUCUUUUUUGCCUUUUUGGAAUUCCUUCAAGAUUUUUCUACAAGUUAAAACCGCCUUAGUGAAUGUACAGGAUUGAGACCUCUUUGCACUUGUUUGUAAGUUGACAACUUGUUGGUCAUUUCAUCCUUGACUUGAUUAAAGUGUGAUAAUAGUGACUGAUGUUCCCACAAAGUUGCAAUUAUGUGCCCAUAUAGAGUUUGUUCAGUUUAAGACACAAUUCACGUUCUUGCAGCUGCGUUUUGAUGGUUGUGAAAAUAUUUAGCAGCAUUUUGGUUGCUUCCAUUUUUAAGUACAACAAAAAAAAGAGAGAGAGAGAAAGCUGUGUGCAUCCGAUUCUUGCCAUUUUCCACAUUACAAACAAUUCUUGAUUUUGAUUUCCCUUUAUACUCACCAGUCACUACCAUUUUUUUCUCACCUGACCUGUUUUAAGAUUGGCUUCUGCGCAGCCUCUCUACUCAUUCAUUCUUUCAGUCAUUCAUCCCUACCAAUGUGCCUUGGUAAAAA